Molecule: messenger RNA, 4351 nt
Organism: Cydia strobilella
Lineage: Eukaryota; Metazoa; Arthropoda; Insecta; Lepidoptera; Tortricidae
Exons: 9
Coding region: 691-1500 (269 amino acids)
Source: RefSeq, a predicted model, not a curated record
UCAUUCAUCGCUACCUACGUCAUAAUCCGCUUACAUGUAUAUCGGCUAAGUCGCCGAUACAUGACAUACUCAACUUGUCUCUAAUGACCACGACAACCUAUCAACCGCAGACAGCACCAAAGACAGCUUAUUAAAUUCGGAAACCCUAAUCAAAGGUACAAUUACUGACGCCUACAAAUUCCUGGCAUCCAGAGCUUGUACGUGAGCAAAAUCCCCCUCACCGCACUUCCACGCACUCUUUCUUACACCAACAUUCAGGUACGAGCGUCCUUCUCUAAAACACCCACUCACAUUGAGCUAAGUAUACAACCCCGUUUUCAGCCCACAAUUUCAGUCUAACCCCCGACGCGGCAGUACACGCACGCUCCCUCGACAAUAAAUUUAAAAAAUCGACAAUAAUUUUGAAAUUCGAACGCGCUUUAAAAAUCGAUGUCUGAGCCGGCGAUGAUCGCUUGACGUUUGUUUUUUUUCGAGGAUUUUGUUGUUAAGUUGGACAGUUGACAAUAAUAAUUGACUGAUUGAUUGAUAUUGGAUUGUAUUGUAUUGUAUAUAUUGUAAGCCACAGUGCGAGUGAGCGAGGAAACUGUCGUCGGGUACAACAGGUACGCCUACACGACAUUGUCGAGUUCGCCCAUUUUCCGGGGUACGCUUGGUGGGAGUAGGUCUACUUAUAUUUUUCAUACAAAGAGGAUGCCGUGGUACUGGCGCUUGUGGGGCGCUCUGUUGUGCGCGUACGCCGUGCUUGCGCAGCGCGACAACGACGGGCUGCUCCCGCGCGGCUCGCGCGUGCGCGUGAGCGAGCCACCCAAGAGCGACGAGCCCAGCUGCGACCAGCUCAAGGCUAUGUGGAGAUUUUCGAAGCGGCAAGCGCGGGCGCCGGAAAUCAUGAACGAAGUGAAUUCGUACCGCGACCCGCUCAUGUACAACGAGUGGCCCGCGUACACUGCUCUCCCGAGGGCGGCGCCGAGGUUCAGAUACCAGUACCCGUCAGUGCCCCGUGAGGCGUUCGGGCGAGUAGUCACCAAAGCGCCGCCGAACGUCGUCCGCACGCCCGACUAUGAUGAGAUGUUCGGGAUGCUCAACGUGCCACACACCUCGGGGAAGAUCCUGCGGUACCCCGGCCCGUCGCGGCCCCGAGGGCCAAACUUCAUGGUACCACCGCAGAGAGAUAGGUUCGAGGCCCUGAAGAAGCUGAUCAGACAAGAGCACGUGCGUGAGCUGCAGAGGAAAUACGAGACGGAACAGAAACAGAAGGAGCUGGCUACGGGGCGCAGCAGCAAUGACGAGUACCCGUACUAUUACGGAGAGCAGGAGCAACGCGGGCUACAGAACCUCCAAGCGGAGUACGGAGACGAUCCCAGCACCAGGCACAACAAGAAACCGCAAGGCGGCAGCCGCCAGGUGUCGCAGUUUUCGCGCUACUCGGACGUGAUGCUGCCCCCCGCGCGCCGCUCCUACCACCCCUACCUGGACUACGUGCCCCUGCCCUACGCGUACUGAACUUCUAGAUCCCUCUAGAACUCCACAUUCCACGGGGCUUCCCCGCAACGUACAACACUCGGGCUUUAACUCUUUCCCAUAUCAGGAGCAUAUCUUCGCCGCUUCGCGAGCUUGUCUAGCUAACCCGCAAUAUUUUUAUAUUUAUAAAUACCGUUGCGAUGUAGAUACGCAAUCUUUCCAUUUUAAUAUACCCUUUUUGAAUAAUCAAGUAUUUUUCGAUAGGUUUAAGGUCUUGGAAUUUACUCAGCCGCGCUAGGCGGCCGUUAAUCUUAUAUUGUAUACAGGACUUCCAAACGACAAUAACGGCACGUUAUAUACAGGUGCAAUUAACGUUUUAUCCGUCAAUUCCCUAUUGUAACGAAUUUGACAAUAAAAAUCAUAAAAUGGAAUUAUCUGACAAUAAAUCUGUAUGUUUUACAAUCGGUGUUUAGAGUUUAAGUAUUAGAAGAUUUAACCUUAUUAUAUUAAGGGAUGAUAAUGGAAUAUUCGGCAGCAGCCGCCGCUCACAAUUGGAGCAUUUGUAAUCUUAUUAUGUUUUCUACAGUCGCGAACUUCGCGCAAUGCUUUUUUUAAACUAGGAGGAACAGUCUGAGCCCGACGGCCUCAUACCUUGAUCUCUGUUCGAGCUACACGCUCUUCUGUAUCCUAUAAGUUAAGAAACAUGACUAUUUUACUUGUAAUUUGUGGCUGUAGUAAUAGCCCGUUAAUUAUACGUAUAUUUAACAAUUUAUGUACAUAUAUUUUUUGUAAUAUUAAUUCGUAAUACGUACAUGUUUGUUGCCCACUAAAUUGUCUCAGAUAUUAUGAAAUGUCAACAACAUAUACAACUAAUUCCUUGAAGUACCUAUUAAAUCCAUAAAAAUUCAAUAAAUGAAUAGUCCAAAUCCAUUAAUUCCCAUAGAUUCUUGAAAUAUAAUUCCAUAAUAAAUAACUGUGAAGCAUAUAUAAAUUAAUUAUUUAAAGUACUGUAGUUCUUUAACGUUUUACCAGUAUAAUUUAUCGUUGUGAUUAGAGCUAAGUAUAUCGUUACCUUGUAUAAUAUCCCAAAAGCCUUCAAGACGGCUAGUCGGUCCCAGUGACUUAAAUGCAGGAACAUCCUCUUCUCGAGCAUAACAGUACAAUCACAAUUUGCCAGUUUUUAAAUGGCAAAUGGUUUGUAUUACAUAUUGACAAAUCAAUUGUCGAUUUGUAAUGUUCGAGAAACAGUCAAGGAAUUCAAUUUCAAUUCCAUAUCGUACCUUGUCACAGUGACAAUAGAAUGAGGUCCCUAGCGGAAAUGGUACGGAAAUUUAAUUAUUUGACUGUACUUACGUUUAGCUCCGAGGUCCGACACAUAAAUGCUUUAACUACAAUUAAAUGUUUCAUGUUUAUUGUAAUAGUAAAUAUUGUAAAUUAGCAAUCGGCGCUUCGUGCGAGUGCAGCUUUUUUUAGUAUCUGUGUAUCCUAGGUGUAGAUGAACGCAGCCUAAGGUGACGUUUAAAAAUUAAUCUACUCUGUGGAAUGUACUGUAAUAUAAGGUCACGAUGGCUAACCUCAUCGGACUUACAUUACAAAUUGUAAAAGUCCUAACAAAAUUAAAAUGCAUGUAUUAUGAAACGCUCAUGUUUAGUUGGCAUGAUUCCUAUACCGUUUUUCGCACUGAAAGACAAGGCUGUAAUCUAAGGAAGUUGUUACCUAUUUGUGUACUAUAUUUAUUAUUAUAUCUAUCGACUUGAUAAGUAUUGACGCGAUACGUCGAUUAACCUCACAGACUAUGAAAUUUGGCUUUAAAAUAUAUUACACAUGUAUUAUGGCUUUAAGCGAGUCAAUGAAUUCAUUAACUUCUAUUUAUUGUGGCGAGCUACAGCUUGGCCGCGCUCGGCUCGGUCGGCUCGACCUCAAGGCUCGGCUGAAGGCUCAGCUAAAAGCUCAAAAGCUUGACCAGGUUCGGCCGAAUACAGCUCGGCCCGGCUACGCUCGGCUAUCCUAUAUGUUACAACUAGCGAAACAUUAUUAUAUAAUUUUCUAACAAUAUUCUGUAGAGUUUUACAAAUUAUUUUAUUGUCUUUUAAAACAUAUUUAGUAGUUAGCGUAUAAUACAAAUGAGUAGUGUUUAUUGAAUGCGUAUUGCAAUUUGAAUAGAUGUUUAAUUAUGUAAUAUCUUGAACAUUUCGGUAAGAGUAGGUUUCGCAGUUUGCAAUGGCUGCGUUGUGCUGACGUCACUUCAGAUAGAAAACUGCACAUUUUGUCUAUACCGAGUACCCCUUAUAAUUAUGGGAACUUUAAGGCCGAGAAUAUUUAAAAGAAUAACGUAAAAACAUUUUUCACUUUGGGUGAAUGACGGCUUAUAUCAAACCGCAUUCAUACAAACAUACACUGCGAUUGCGUUACGUUAAAAGAAAACACAGUGACGUCAUUUAUUUGACAGACUUGCGAAAUAUGAAGUAGCAUAUAAAAUAAUCAUAUCAUAUGACGUAUAUCAAUAUACAAUUAUAUCAAGAACGCGUGUGUUGGUAAAAAAAUCACAAUAAAAAUAUCUAAAAAAAAACUGAUAUUCCGUUCUCUUGGAUGUACUACCCGUGUACCCUAGAUCUGGAAAGGAUUGUAUAACAGCCUAUCUCUGUAUAACUGGACAAAAAUAAAUUAGCUAUUUAAACAUAGAUGUUACUCUAAAUAUCCAGUGCGGUCUUGACAAGGAGACAAUAAUGUAAAAUGACAAUAACUCAAAGGGAAACCUUUGCUAGUAUAAGAUCUUGUACCAGACCGCCACUGUCGAAUAGAUAUACACGUAACCUAUCCAUAAUACUUAAUGUUUUGAAAUGUAACUAUAUUAAUUGGUGGUUUUUUUGAAAAUAAAGAUAGUUACUCCAGA